AUGGCAUUCGCUCUUCAAUUGCACAAGGAUCUCGAAUUCGAUCCAUUGAGACCCGGAACGCGGCUCAGCUUCACGGAUCGUGAAAUCCGCAGGAGGACCAUGUGGGCAUGUUUUCUCAUGGACAGGUUCAACUCAUCCGGAACCGACCGGCCGACUUUUAUCAAAGAGGAGACCUUGAGGAUUCCGCUGCCGAUAAAGGAGAAGAAUUUCCAGUUUGAAGACAUGCCAGGCAUGACAGAAAAUCUGCAGGGCGAAGUUCCGAAUGGGGCCGGUUUAGACCACAUGCAGAAAGCGGACGCCAAGAACAACAUGGGCGUAGCCGCCUACAUGAUCAAGGCGGUAGCAAUCUGGGGUCGUGUGAUCAACUACCUCAACCAGGGCGGGAAGGACCUGGACGACAAGCAAAUGUGGGACGCCGAUUCCGAGUACAUGAAGCUCAUCAAGCAAGCCGAGGAUAUGGCAUCUUCAUUGCCCGAAUCGCUGGUAUACAACCCAGACAACCUCCACUUACAUGAUACAGAAGGCAUGGCGAACCAAUUCCUCUUCCUCCAUAUCGCCAUCCAGCAAAAUAUCCUAUUCCUGAGCCGAUUCGCCGUCUCUUCACCGAACGCGAACUCUCUCCAGGACAUCCCCAAAUCGUUUGUCACCAAGGCCGGUGCGAAGGCCUUCUGCGCGGCGAACCGCAUCUCCGAGCUCCUCAAGGAUUCCGAGUCCUGCAUUAUUACUGCGCCUUUCGUCGGCUACUGCGCAUUCCUGUCCAGCACGGUGCACAUCUUCGGUAUUUUCUCCGGGAAUCCCACUAUCGAGGCCACAUCAAAGAGGAAUCUGGCAAUCAACAUCAAGUCGCUUUCGAAGAUGAAGCGCUUCUGGGGCAUGUUCCAUUUCAUGACAGAAAACCUGCGGGAUCAAUACCGCAACUGUGCCGACGCAGCACGGCGUGGCACUCUUCCGGGCGACGCGUCCUCGUCCCCCAUCUUCCAGUACGGAGACUGGUUCGAUCGAUACCCCCACGGCGUGUCGCAGUCCGAUUUUGUCGACCCGGCCAUGUACAAAAACAAAGAGAAGGGCGAAGACGCGGUUCUGGAGCAGAAGCCCGAGCUGCACACCGUGGAGGAGUUCUUCACGACGCUGUCCCCGCAGGCCAAGGAAGCGGGAGCACGCUCCAACUCGAUGUCCUUGAAAAAGGCCAAGGCGCUCGCAGCGAAGAGGCACAGCAUAAGCUCGGCUCGCAGCGACCCCCACGGGACGGGCCACCCCCUGGAGCCGCUGAUGACGGACAUGAACGCGGACCAAUUGCAGCGGCUGCAGCAGCAGGGCCGCUAUCCCGGAGCCGCCCUUGGGGGCCAGACGAGCCGCGCGGCCAGCUUCUCGUCCCUCAGCGCCGCGCCGCACUCGGCCGCGUACCACGGCACCAUCUCGCCCAUCAGUCCGGUCACGGUCGGCCACGGGCAGUUCGGCGGGGGCGGGCACCACGGCAUGUACGGCCACGACAUGCUCUCGCUGCAGCUCGCGCAGAACGGCUUGCUCCCGCACUCGAUGCUGGGGCCGCCGUACGUCUCCGCGGGGCUGGACCCCAGCGCGUCGGCCGCCAUGAUGGACGGGCUGCCCGGCUGGGACGGCGCCGAGAACAACGGCGGGGCCAGGGAGGCGUGCCGCGGGUCCGCCGACGGGCCGCACAACAACCCGCACCACACCGUCUUCGGGCACGGCCACGGGCACGACGGCGGCUCCGCGGCCUGGUUCAUGCCCUUCAACUCGGCCGACGUGGGGGACGUCGGGGGGCUGGCGUCCGCGAUCGACGGGUUCGGCACAAUGUUUGGCUCCGGCGCUGGGGGCCACGGGUCGGGGAUGGGCGGGGGCCAUUGA
Molecule: messenger RNA, 1866 nt
Organism: Diaporthe citri
Lineage: Eukaryota; Fungi; Ascomycota; Sordariomycetes; Diaporthales; Diaporthaceae
Exons: 1
Coding region: 1-1866 (621 amino acids)
Biological process (GO): DNA-templated transcription
Cellular component (GO): nucleus
Molecular function (GO): zinc ion binding; DNA binding
Source: RefSeq, a predicted model, not a curated record